Molecule: messenger RNA, 1080 nt
Organism: Peromyscus maniculatus bairdii (prairie deer mouse)
Lineage: Eukaryota; Metazoa; Chordata; Mammalia; Rodentia; Cricetidae
Source: RefSeq, a predicted model, not a curated record
CCCUCACCGGUUCCCGCACGUGCCCGCUGCCGGGGUCCCGCCGAGCAUCACCGGGCGUUGCUGGGGACCUACGACCUCUGGCCCGCCCUGCGCUGAUCACCGGAUCCUUCCCUGACCCGACGUGUCUGGGCUGGCAUGGGGGAGGGCGUCCUUGCCUGGGACGGUUUGUUGUCCAUUUAACCUGGCUUUGUAAACAGUGCUCAAUUGUAGCGCGGUCGGACCGAAAGCCCAGGGGAGGUUUGGCAGGGAUGUGCCUUGUUGGAGGUCACUUCCUGGGACACUUGCCCAGGGUCGCACUCACUGCCGGCCCUCCCGCCGCCCUAGAAUUUGCACCCGACGGAAGAUGGUGCAUUCUCUUUUCCCACCCACGGGACUUUACCCCAGUGUGUACCACAGAGCUUGGCAGAGCUGCGAAACUGGCGCCAGAGUUUGCCAAGAGGAAUGUUAAGUUGAUUGCUCUUUCGAUAGACAGUGUUGAGGACCAUCUUGCCUGGAGCAAGGACAUCAAUGCUUACAAUGGUGAUGAGCCCACAGAAAAGUUACCGUUUCCCAUCAUCGAUGACAGGGAGAGGGACCUUGCCAUCCUUUUGGGCAUGUUGGAUCCAGCAGAGAAGGAUGAGAAGGGCAUGCCUGUGACGGCCCGUGUGGUGUUUGUUUUCGGGCCCGACAAGAAACUGAAGCUGUCUAUCCUCUACCCGGCCACCACCGGCAGGAAUUUUGAUGAGAUUCUCAGAGUAAUUAAGUCUCUCCAGCUGACAGCCACGAAGCGGGUCGCUACCCCGGUUGACUGGAAGGAAGGCGACAGCGUCAUGGUCCUUCCCACCAUCCCUGAAGAGGAGGCCAAACAGCUUUUCCCCAAAGGAGUCUUCACCAAAGAGCUCCCAUCUGGCAAGAAAUACCUCCGUUAUACCCCUCAGCCUUAAGUCUUUGUGGGAGUUGAGGCUGCAGCUGCUCCAGCGUGGUGGACCCGAGGAUACCAGCUGGCAGUCGUGUGUCCUUGCACCGUUCAGUAAACAUCCUGGUGUGAUCACAGCCAAAGUCACUAUACUACUGGCUCAUUAAAUGAAAAUGGCACCAAAA